CUGAACAUCUCUUUCCCAGCCACUGGCUGCCAGAAGCUCAUUGAAGUGGAUGAUGAGCGCAAGCUGAGAACGUUCUAUGAGAAACGGAUGGCGACGGAGGUUGCAGCCGAUUCUCUUGGUGAGGAGUGGAAGGGCUACGUUGUCCGUAUCAGCGGUGGCAAUGACAAGCAAGGGUUCCCCAUGAAGCAGGGCGUGCUGACGCACGGGCGUGUCCGCCUCCUGCUCAGCAAGGGCCACUCCUGCUACCGCCCCAGGAGGACCGGGGAGAGGAAGCGCAAGUCUGUCCGCGGCUGCAUCGUUGAUGCCAACCUGAGCGUGCUGAACUUGGUCAUCGUGAAAAAGGGUGAGAAGGAUAUUCCUGGGCUGACAGACACAACCGUGCCCCGUCGCCUUGGUCCCAAGAGGGCUAGCAGAAUCCGCAAGCUGUUCAACCUGUCCAAGGAGGAUGAUGUUCGCCAGUAUGUUGUGAGGAAACCUCUCACCAAAGAGGGCAAGAAGCCCAGAACUAAGGCUCCCAAGAUCCAACGACUGGUGACUCCUCGAGUUCUGCAGCACAAGCGCAGGCGCAUUGCUUUGAAGAAGCAGCGCACACAGAAGAACAAGGAGGAGGCAGCAGAGUAUGCGAAGCUGCUGGCCAAGAGGAUGAAGGAAGCCAAGGAGAAGAGACAGGAGCAGAUUGCAAAGAGACGCCGGCUUUCCUCACUGAGAGCAUCUACAUCUAAGUCCGAGUCAAGUCAGAAGUAGAUGUACACGAUACUAAAAAUAAACCCUUUUUGUGAUUAACUUU
Merops nubicus (carmine bee-eater) is the source of this 787-nucleotide messenger RNA. It is a transcript of the gene RPS6, whose product is annotated as ribosomal protein S6. The record is from RefSeq and is a predicted model, not a curated record. Lineage: Eukaryota; Metazoa; Chordata; Aves; Coraciiformes; Meropidae. Gene Ontology annotation, biological process: translation. The transcript is spliced from 5 exons. The annotation marks the transcript as partial. Gene Ontology annotation, molecular function: structural constituent of ribosome. Gene Ontology annotation, cellular component: ribosome.